Babesia microti strain RI is the source of this 711-nucleotide messenger RNA. RefSeq names its product splicing factor 3A subunit 2. Gene Ontology annotation, cellular component: U2 snRNP; catalytic step 2 spliceosome; U2-type prespliceosome. Gene Ontology annotation, molecular function: zinc ion binding; nucleic acid binding. NCBI's taxonomy places the organism in Eukaryota, Apicomplexa, Aconoidasida, Piroplasmida, Babesiidae. The record is from RefSeq and is a predicted model, not a curated record. Bases 1 to 711 code for a protein of 236 amino acids. The transcript has 3 exons. Gene Ontology annotation, biological process: spliceosomal complex assembly.
AUGAUCGAUUUCCAGAAUAGAGUCGGCCAUAAAACUGGUAGUGGUGCUCCCGCCAGCGCAGCUGAUAUCGCAAAUGAACGCAGAGAACGGCUCAAGCGUUUAGCUUUAGAAACUUUCGACAUUAGUAAAGACCCUUAUUUCCUCAAAAAUCAUGCGGGUCAGGUAGAAUGCAAAUUAUGUCUCACCGUUCAUGCCACUGAAGCAUCAUAUCUGAGUCACACCCAGGGAAGAAAGCAUCAGACCAAUCUAGCUCGUAGGGCUGCUAAGGAAAAGUUGACUCAAAAUGUAUUGCCACAACCAAAAACUGUAGCCCAUAAAAGAGGGAUUAAAAUCGGAAGGCCUGGAUAUCGAGUGACAAAAAUGAGAGAUCCGGAAACAGGACAAAAUGCUCUUUUAUUCGAAAUAGAAUAUACGGAGAUAGAUGGGAGGCCGAAGCAUAGAUUCAUGUCAGCCUUUGAGCAAAAGGUUGAAUUGACACCUGAUAGUAGGUAUCAAUUUGUUUUAUUCGCCGCCAAACCAUAUGAGACUAUAGCUUUUAAAGUUCCAAAUUUGGAAAUUGAAACUGGAAAAAAGAAAUUGUACUCGCAUUGGGAUGAUAAUAGGAAAAUUUAUAUUUUGCAAAUUCACUUUAAAAACACUAGAACGGUAAAACCAUUGCCUGCUUUGCCCCAAAAACCUGGUACAUUUUUACCUAUAGGGGCUAGGUGGUGA